Pelobates fuscus (common spadefoot toad) is the source of this 3343-nucleotide messenger RNA. It is a transcript of the gene TLR2, whose product is annotated as toll like receptor 2. Gene Ontology annotation, cellular component: plasma membrane. Bases 416 to 2770 code for a protein of 784 amino acids. NCBI's taxonomy places the organism in Eukaryota, Metazoa, Chordata, Amphibia, Anura, Pelobatidae. The transcript is spliced from 2 exons. Gene Ontology annotation, biological process: toll-like receptor signaling pathway; immune response; inflammatory response. The record is from RefSeq and is a predicted model, not a curated record. Gene Ontology annotation, molecular function: protein binding; transmembrane signaling receptor activity; triacyl lipopeptide binding.
UGCUGUUUGCGGCACUGAAACAAACUAUUUAGCUAUCCACACAAUUUGCAUUGCACAAUAUCCACGUUAUUAAGGAACUGUGAGAAAAGAGCACAUGACACAGUGCGUUGCAGUGUACACAGAGCUUCGCAUUCACUUGAAUGAUCACCCUCAGAAAACAUAGGGGAACUUCAAUGCCUAGCUGCCGACUUCCCAGACACCCAAACAAACGAGAAGCCUUGCUACGCCCACUGCAGCCUGGAGAGCUGUGUUUGACAUAUCGUGCAGGAAGGUCGCCAACACUGAAGCUCUCUACACGAAGGAGAGAACUCGGGCUUAGAACCCUCUGUAUCCAAUAGAGGCUCUGACUACGACGUUGUUGUUUGUUUACUACCCAGUGCCUGAGAUACAGCUGUGUCUGCUUCACCAAUCCAGAAUGCUGCAUUUUAUCUAUAGAAGUUGCAUCUUCUGUUCACUGGUGACAUCUUUAGUUCUGGAAGAGGUGGCAGGCUGUGUCUGCAAUGCUAACCAUUUUUGUGAUUGCUCCUCGAUGGGCCUGAAAUCUAUCCCACCCAACCUGCCUAAAGGAAUGAUAGGUCUGGAUUUGUCCAACAACAAAAUACAAGUUUUGACUGGCAGUGACCUGAAUGCAUACAAUAAACUGGAAAUACUACACUUAACUUGGAAUGAAAUACAAACUAUCAGUGAUGACACUUUUGAUUCACUUAGGAACCUUAAAGAUAUGGAUUUAUCCUACAAUAAGUUAAAAAACUUGUCACCUACUUGGUUUCGCAAUCUUCACAUGCUGAAAUAUUUAAAUCUGUUGGGCAAUUUAUACCCAACUCUAGGAAUCUCCUCCCUCUUCUCCAGCCUUUCUUCACUGACUUCUUUGAAAUUUGGAAAUCAGUACUUGUCUGAUCUUAAACUGGAAAACCUUAAAGGUUUAGAGAGAUUAGACGAAGUUCAUAUACAUUUUCCCAAUCUCAAGGAAUAUGCGAAGGGAAGUUUGAAAGAAAUACAGCAUAUUAAUUACAUUAUUCUGACAAUGAACAUUAACUUAGCGCCUGAUAUACUGAAUGACCUUGUGUAUUCAGUGACUUUGUUUGAAAUAAGAAAUAUGUCACUUUUAUUACCUGAAGAUGUCACUGGAUUUUCACUUUUCACAGAGACGAGUGUUAGAAAAUUAAUCUUUAAAAACUGCACAAUUACUGAUAAAAGCACUGCAAGGUUGCUUGAAAUUAUGCAACAUUAUAAAAACAUUACUGAUUUAAUUUUGGAGGAUAGCGAACUCUUAGGAACAGGACAAGGGUACCCUUUACUGAAAGACGAUAAGAAUUCUCUUACAACAAUAAUUAUAAGAAAUUUGCAGAUACCAAAUUUUUACUUGUUUUCUGAUCUCAGUUUUGCGUACAUAUUAGUAAAACAUAUAAAAAGCAUAACCUGUACAGGAACAAAUGUUUUUUUAAUUCCCUGUAAUUUUUCACGGUCUUUUUUAUCCAUGGAAUACUUGGAUGUCAGUGAAAAUUUGUUGACAGACAUAUUUUUGGCAAGCUCUGCCUGUUUUCUUGAUGGUGGUGGUGCGUGGCCCCUAUUGAAAACUUUAAAUGUGAGCAAAAAUCUGCUUACUAAGUUACCAGAUGUUGCCCAUUUGUUGUCUAGCCAGCCAUAUCUAAUUAAUCUUGAUUUAAGCCAGAAUAAAUUUGGUGAGUCAUCACUCUCAGAAUGUAAAUGGGCGCCAACCCUUAAAUACUUAAACCUGUCAAGCUGCCAGCUAAAAGAGAUACAUCUCUGCAUUCCUACCACCUUGGAAAUCUUAGAUAUAAGUUCUAAUUAUCUAACAACAUUUGUGGCAAAAAUGCCAGAUUUAAAGGUACUUUAUGUAUCCAAUAACAGAAUGUCAAAACUGCCAGGUAAUGCACACCUUCCAAGUCUAGGUCUCUUAAUUAUUAGGGCAAAUAAAUUAAUUGGCUUCUUUAAGUCGGAUUUAGAGGUCUUCUUGAAAUUAACUGGCUUAGAUGGAAGGGACAAUAGUUAUGACUGCUCUUGUGAAUUUCUAGAUUACAUCAAGUCCCAUUCUGAGAUACUGUUAGGGUGGCCUGAAAAUUAUAUUUGUGACUCACCUUCUUCUGUGAGAAAUCUAAAGAUACAGGAUGCUCAACUGUCCAUUGUGAAGUGUCACAAAACUCUAUUUGUUACGGUAUCAUGCAUUAUCUUGAUAGUAGUCAUAGCCAUUAUUGUGGCACUCUGCCACUUCCUCCAUGUGAUCUGGUAUGUGAAAAUGACCUAUGCAUGGUUGAAAGCUAAAAGGAAGCCUUUGAAGGUGUCAGAGAGAGAGAUCUGCUAUAAUGCUUUUGUAUCUUACAGUGAAAUGGAUUCUGAAUGGGUGGAGAACAUGAUGGCACAAGAGUUGGAGAAUUCUGCUCCAUCACUGAAACUCUGUCUUCAUAAACGGGACUUUGUACCAGGGAAAUGGAUCAUUGACAAUAUUAUUGAUGCAAUGGAGAAAAGUUACAAAACUUUAUUUAUCUUGUCUGAGAACUUUGUUCAGAGUGAGUGGUGCAAGUAUGAGUUGGAGUUCUCUCAUUUUCGUCUUUUAGAUGAAAACAAUGACACUGCUAUUUUAAUUCUUUUGGAACCCAUCGAAAAAGAAAGCAUGCCCAAAAGGUUCUACAAACUGAGGAAGCUCAUGAACACAAAAACAUACAUGGAAUGGCCUGCAGAUGAAGAAGAGCAAAAACUGUUCUGGGAAAACUUGAGAACAAUUUUGCAAAUUGAGUAUGCGGAUGCAUGAAAAUGUUUUGAUACAAGCUAUUCUGUUAUGUGAAGUAACUAUAUAUAAUUAUGUUUGUGUGUAUAUAUGUAUUCUGUAUCUGUGUGUGUAUGUGAAUAUGAUCAUAUGUAUACAAAAAACAACAACAAAUAUAUACAUAAUUAUAAAAUAUAAUGUCUGGGUUACCAGUCCUUCGAUUGACAAACUCUGAAGUUAAUGCUUCAAUUUUUCCAUGGUGCUCUUGCUGCCUUUUGAAAACGAGGGGUUUCCAAAUUUAGUGCAACACUGCUUUAUUCUAACAAGCAGAUACAAAUACAGCAAACUAUGCUACAUAAUGUCAACAUUUCAGCCCUGACACGUCCUGAGGAAAGCCCAAUGAAUGUCCUAUGACUGAAACUGAAAUAUUGAUAAUAGAGAAGAGGUCCAGGCACUACAGUAGCUUUAGGCACAUUUAUUAGAACAAAAGGAACACACUAAAGUUUUGACCCACGAUUGGGUCUUUUUCAAGCACGGGUCGAAAUGUUGUAGUGUUCCUAAUAAAUGUGCCUAAAGUUAUUGGAGUGCCUGGACCUCUUCUCUAUUAUUGAUAUUUCU